UUACAUAUAUGGAUGAAAUUUAAGUUCAAAUGAAUAUAUAGUAGAUUCUAUGAAAAGUAUUUAAAAACAAAUGAAAACACAUACAAUUACAAUUUUUCGACCAUUAAAAUAAAAUAGAAGCAACUCAUUAUAUUCCAGUUUUUACAAAAUAAAUACUGAUUAUGAAAAAGUCUUAUUUUAUUUUAAUAAUAUUUAUUUUUACAUUCUUCAUUGAAUCAAAAAACAUUCAAAAUCUCGAAAAUUAUAUUUUUAGUAGUCUCAUUAUAAAUGAUGGAUGGAAUAAUUUAAAAGAUGUGAAUUGUAUUCAAUACUUGAAAAAUUCUUAUUCUUUAGAGCAAAUUAUUGGAAAAGAAAAUGUAAUUAAUUGUGACAAACGAAUUCGUUUAUUAACUUAUUUCUUAGCUUGUUCAUACAUUAGUGAUUUAAAAAAACUAUUUUUCAUAUUCGUGCAAUUUGGAGAACAUUGCCAGAGUUUGAUUAGAAAACGUGAUCCAACUGGAGGUAUUUGCGCUAUAGAGCUGUUUAAAAUUGUAAAAAAAAUUCCAUCAUUAGCAACAUUGAUGAAAGAAACACUUUAUGUACUGGACUAUCUGCAUAGCUAUCCAAUAAAAAACGGGAAAAAUAAUCACUUUGUUUUAGAAAAUGUAUUAUUACAUUUAGAAGACUUUAACAUAAGAUUACAAAACUAUAUUUAUUUGGAAAAUGAUACAACCUCUAAUAUGUUUUUAGUAUUUACUAUAUAUUUUUUUAGUAAUAGAGAGGGUGACACUGAAUGGGAAUGUUAUAAGUAUUGCAGAUUUGUGUCAUAUGAUAGCAAAACGCUAUGGCUAAAAUGGGAUAAAGAAUACAAACAUAAAAUUAAUAAUGACAAGACUUUGCCGUUCUAUGAAUAUCUGAGUCAAAAAGUCAAUUUACUGCUUAAUUCCAUAAUUAUAAACAAAUUUCAUAAACUAGGGUUUCAGUAUGACCGAAAUACUCUACAAAUUGGAAUACCUCUACUAGAAGAGUCCAUUAAUUAUGAUUUAAAAUUGUAUACAAAACCUAAUAAAACUUCCGCAACAAUUCAAAGCGAAUCACAAAGAGAAGAUAUCAAAAAUCAAUUUGAAAAUCAAUGGAUACUAGAACUCAUUGAUUCAUUAAAUAUAGAUUUUAAAUUGUACCCAAGACCUAAUAAAUCUUCUGAAACAAUUGAAAGAACAUCACAAAAAAAAGAUUUGGUUACUGUAUUUGAACCUAAUAAAGAACUUCAACUAAACGAUUUUCUCGGAAAAGAUUUGGUUAAUGUAUCUCAACCCAAUAAUGAAUUGCAUCUAAUCGAUUUUCUCGAAAAAGGAUUAAAUCCUGAUGCCUCAUAUGAUGAUAUCUCAGAAUCGAUGGAAACAGACGAAAAUAGAGAAAAUUAUACCAAGUAUCUUUAAUCAGUAAUUUUAUGUGUAAUUACCACUUUUAUCAAAAUUUAAUAAUAAAACAUUUUGUUUAAGCUUCAAUUCGUAAAUAAAAUUCUGUUCGUUUGCUGA
Daktulosphaira vitifoliae (grape phylloxera) is the source of this 1517-nucleotide messenger RNA. RefSeq lists its product as uncharacterized. Lineage: Eukaryota; Metazoa; Arthropoda; Insecta; Hemiptera; Phylloxeridae. The transcript is spliced from 7 exons. The record is from RefSeq and is a predicted model, not a curated record. The coding region runs from base 162 to 1418 and encodes 418 amino acids.